UUGGUCAUUUUAGUUUUUGAGUGCUAUUUUGUGAUAUAAACUUAGAAAUGUGCUAUUUUGGAGAUUUGCCCAAAAUUAUUCAUCUUUAUUUUUUAUAGGAAUACUAAUAUUUGAAGUUCAUUGUUUAGCAGUUUCAAGAUAUAUUCAUCUAUUUCUUAUAUAGGAUAGUGGCCAUUACCAAAACCAACGCAUUUUCUAGGCGACAGAUACUGUGACGUUGUAAUCAUAUUUUAAGUUGUGUAUAUAAAAACUAAUGUCAUUGUUGCAAUUAUUUAGAUUAGAAAGGAAUUUUGGAGGAAAGACCAAAUGAAACUUUCAAGGAUAUUAACAAAAAUAUUUGUUUAGCCAAUUUAUAAGAAGUCAAAUGCUCACCUGAGGUUUGUGUAGCGUCUUGGUAUAAACAAAAAAGGUUUGAAUAUGAAAUAGUCGAGCUUUCUUGAAGCUAUAAAUAGAUAUAGCAACUGACACAAGUAACUUCAAACUCUAAAACAACAUAAAAUGGCCAUUACCUCCAAAUCCAUAGCUCUAACAAUAAUCUUCCUAUUACUUUCUGUUUCUUGCGCCUCAAGUCAACAAGAAACCAAGUUUCUUAACCAUGGCUUUCUUGGUGCUAACCUCCUCAAGUUCGGUUCUUCCAUUGUCCACCCUAGUGGCCUCUUGGAGCUGACAAACACUUCGAUGAGGCAAAUUGGUCAAGCUUUCCAUGGCUUUCCCAUACCCUUCUCGAAACCUAACUCUUCGAAUUCGAUUUCUUUCUCCACAAGUUUCGUCUUCGCCAUCACUCCAGGACCCGGCGCACCAGGCCACGGCUUGGCUUUCGUCAUUUCACCCUCCAUGGACUUUAGCGGAGCCCUUCCCAGCAAUUACCUAGGCCUCUUCAACACCUCCAACAAUGGAAACUCCUUAAACCGCAUCCUCGCAGUUGAAUUCGACACCGUGCAGGCCGUUGAGUUGAGCGAUAUUGAUGAUAAUCAUGUUGCUAUCGACCUAAACGGAGUGGUCUCCAUUGAGUCUGCAACAGCUGCAUACUUUGAUGACCGAGACGCGAAGAACAUAAGCUUGAGGCUGGCAAGUGGAGACCCAAUCAGAGUCUGGAUCGAAUACAACGCGACAGAGAUGUUGCUCAAUGUCACGUUGGCUCCUCUAGAACGUCCAAAGUCAAACGUGCCUCUUCUCUCAAGAAAAAUGAAUCUUUCCGAGACUUUAUCCGAACAAAACUAUGUUGGAUUCUCUGCAGCCACAGGAACCGUCACGAGCACGCAUCUUGUUCUAGGCUGGAGCUUCAGCAUAGAAGGGAAAGCCACAGAGAUUGACCUAACAAAGCUUCCUUCUAUUCCAAAACCGCCUUCUCCACCGUCUCCAUCCUCAACUCCUCCAGUUUCAGUCAAGAAGGAUUCGAACAACACUAAGCUCAUCAUAAUCUUCGCUGCAUCAGCAACAGGCGUAAUCAUGAUCCUGGCUCUCUUAGGGUUUUGGCUCUUCCGUAGAAGGCAAGUAUUCUUCACAGCAGGCGCAAGAAAAUUCUCUCACCAGAUGAUAUCAAGCGCGACGGGAGGUUUCGACAACUCUAGACUUCUCGGAGAGAGAAACUCAGGAAGUUUCUACAAAGGGAACCUUACUCCUACAGAGAUUAUAGCAGUGAAGAAGAUUACUUGCACCACAAGGCAACAGAAGACAACCCUAAUAGGGGAGAUAGCUUCUAUCUCAAGGCUAAGACAAAGAAACCUUGUUAACCUACUUGGUUACUGCAGCAAAGGUAACGAGGUUUAUCUCGUCUACGAGUACGUCCCCAACGGUAGCCUAGACCGGUUCUUGUUCAGCAAUGACCGACCGGUUCUCACAUGGUCAGACCGGUUCUGUAUCAUAAAGGGUAUUGCGGCAGGACUUCAAUACCUUCACGGCGAGGGUCAAAGACCUUUGAUUCACGGAAACGUGAAAGCCAGCAACGUACUCUUAGACGAAGAGCUACACGCUAGACUAGGAGACUACGGACAAGGAAUCAGGCACAGCAGCACCACGGGACACGUGGCUCCGGAGCUAGUCGAGACAGGGAAGGCUACGCGUGACACAGACGUGUUUGGUUUUGGGGUGUUGGUUAUGGAGAUAGUCUGUGGAAGGAAAGCCAUAGAGCCGACAAAACCACCUGAAGAGAUCAGUUUAGUGAACUGGGUGCUUCAAGGGUUCAAGAAAGGCGAUCUUUUACAGAGAUGCGACACGAGAAUGAACAGAGACGAGUUGGUGGCUAGAGAAGUGUUACUGGUUCUGAAAACCGGACUUCUGUGUGCUAACCGGUCUCAGGAAGCUAGGCCAAUGAUGAAGCAAGUAGUUGGGUAUCUCGACGGUACAGAACGUCUCCCUCAUGACGACUAAAAGAGGUUGUUGUAUUUGAAGCAUUUUCGUUUUGUGGUUGUGUGAAUUUAAAGAUAUGACCAAAAGUAUUAAGCAUGAUGCAUGUGAAUAAAACAAGAAUUGUAUACUCCAUUUGUAAAUUUGAAAAUAAGAAAGAUAAUACAUUACUUUGUCUUGAAUAAUGGAUACAAUAAGUAGUGUGUGUGGCUAUAACACAAGUCUCAAGAAACUUUGUGAAAAUUUGACCCAAGAAAAAAAAAACUGUGUGAAACCAAAUGUAUUUUAAAUGCAGUCUUUAGACAAAGCAAGGAAACAAACACGACAACAAAAUAUCCAAGGUGUUGGAUCUUACGCUACACCUAAGCCACAGAGACUCCUCACACUAAAUCUUCAUCAUUUCUAGACAGCACUUUCAGAUUAGACGAUCAAGUAAUGGGCAACAUAGCAGCGCUUCAGCUUGUGUUAAGUAUUGGAUUUAAAAGGGUAACGUAUUAAAUACUUCUGUUACAAGAUAUUGCAGUUUGGUAACGAAACAUAGAAAUUACCAUUGUUCAGAAAAAAUAUAUAUAGGAGACACAACUGACAGAACAGAACAAAAGGUUGAAAAUAUGUUAGGAUUUAAAACAAACAAACAAAAGCCAUGACCUGCCGAUUCUCACAUGGUUAGAUCGGUUAUGUAUCAUAAAGACAAUUGAUAGCAACAUACUAUUAGACAAAGAGCUAAACUCUCGAGUAUGAGACUAUGGACAAUGAAGCAGACACAGCUCAGGACAUUCAGCACCAGAACUAAUCAAGACGGGAAAAUUGCAAGAGCUUAAGGUCAGGCCUAUGCUAAUCUAAGACGCACAAGAAAAGAGAUUGUGUACUUCACCUUAACCAAGUCAAGACAUAAAUGAGAUAAGCCACUUUCUUAGCCAAGUCCUGUAGUUGACACUACUCAUCUAACAACAAAAUCCCAAAGGACAAGCAUGUUUCAGUAUCAAAUGGUAUGUGACAGUUUAUUUAUGCAAUAUUA
Brassica napus (rape) is the source of this 3364-nucleotide messenger RNA. Its product is annotated as probable inactive L-type lectin-domain containing receptor kinase III.1. Gene Ontology annotation, molecular function: carbohydrate binding; ATP binding; protein kinase activity. Gene Ontology annotation, cellular component: plasma membrane. The coding region runs from base 499 to 2370 and encodes 623 amino acids. NCBI's taxonomy places the organism in Eukaryota, Viridiplantae, Streptophyta, Magnoliopsida, Brassicales, Brassicaceae. The transcript has a single exon. The record is from RefSeq and is a predicted model, not a curated record. Gene Ontology annotation, biological process: protein phosphorylation.